Dentiscutata erythropus is the source of this 588-nucleotide messenger RNA. NCBI's taxonomy places the organism in Eukaryota, Fungi, Glomeromycota, Glomeromycetes, Diversisporales, Gigasporaceae. The record is from the annotation of a GenBank genome assembly.
AUGUCUUCAUCUGAAGAAGAUUCAAGCACAAAUAAUUUAGAUUUAGAUUCUUUAAAACCGGUAUAUAAUUUAAUUGAACUGGGAUUAGAAGAAUAUGAAGACAAUGAAUUAGUUCUUGACACAGUUCAUGAUCUAAUGCAAUUUUUUAAAAAACAAUCAAACUCAUUAGAAAAAUCAGAAUGUGUGUUAUUUUUAAAAGCACAAUUAAUGGCCUUUGAAAUUACUAAUAAAAAUGUAGAAUCUCAAAGACAAAAUUAUAGAUAUAACUAUAAUGCGUCUUUAUUACUUUGUAAACCAGUAUUUCUAAAACUUUGUGGAAUAAGUGAUCAUGUUCUUUUAGCAAUUCAAAAACAUUUACAAGAGAAUGGAUUAACCGAAAAAACUCACGGAAAUACUGGAUGCAUACCUAAAUUAAAAAGUAAAGUACAUCUUGAUUCUAGUAUUACAUUUCUGGUUAAAUGUUUUUUAGAACAGUAUGGAAAUAUUAAUAGACUUCCUUCUCCUAUGAGACAUAAAAAUGAAUCAGAACCAUUUAUUUAUUUACCUACUGGAAAUACAUAUACUUCGGUUCAAAGAAUAUUUUUAUAA